Manihot esculenta (cassava) is the source of this 540-nucleotide messenger RNA. RefSeq names its product 60S ribosomal protein L29-1-like. Bases 156 to 341 code for a protein of 61 amino acids. Gene Ontology annotation, molecular function: structural constituent of ribosome. Gene Ontology annotation, biological process: cytoplasmic translation. The transcript has 3 exons. The record is from RefSeq and is a predicted model, not a curated record. Lineage: Eukaryota; Viridiplantae; Streptophyta; Magnoliopsida; Malpighiales; Euphorbiaceae. Gene Ontology annotation, cellular component: cytosolic large ribosomal subunit; ribosome.
GCUGACAACCCUGUAAGCCAGCCCAAGGGCAUUUUUGUCACCGAGAACUUAUAUAAGGUGUCCAUACUUAGGGUUUCUUUCUCAACAGGCCGGACCAUCUUUCACAUCCCGCGACAGAAGCAGAGCCGCACCCUCCUCCUUGCUCUCCCUCAGAGAUGGCCAAGUCAAAGAAUCAUACUGCUCACAACCAGUCCUACAAGGCCCACAAGAAUGGGAUCAAGAAGCCUAAGAGGCACCGCUACACCUCUACCAAAGGGAUGGAUCCCAAGUUCUUGAGGAACCAGAGGUAUGCCAAGAAGCAUAACAAUAAGAGCGGUGAGACAGCCACCGAGGAAGAGUAAUGGAGCUCUUUGUUUCCUAUGUCCAUGUUAGGGUUUAUCUUAAUAGUGUAGUUCUUUGUUGGGCUUUACUUCAAUGACAAUACUGUUAAAGCCAUUUCUGUUUUGGGUAAUUGUUACUGAUACUUGUUUUAAGAUUGUUAACACUUGUGGGUCUAUUCUUGUUCUUGAUUUCAUUUUAAAGAAAUGCUUUUUAUCUUUC